Messenger RNA from Rotaria sp. Silwood2, 969 nucleotides. The record is from the annotation of a GenBank genome assembly. Lineage: Eukaryota; Metazoa; Rotifera; Eurotatoria; Philodinida; Philodinidae.
AUGGCUCGAUGGGAAUGGUUUUCGAGAACUUGUCAAUGGUUGCUAACAAGAUUACAUGCUAUUACCAGAAGAAGAACUAUUUCACGAUUAACAUCGUCUUCUAGCAUAGUUGAAACAUCACAAGAAACAUUUUGGGAAAAUUUACAACGAGACGUCUAUUGCAUUGGCGAAUACGACCUCCACGAUCCAUUACGCAGGGAAACUGGAGUAGACUGGCCAGAAUGGCAUUUGAAUAUUGAUGAAAAUGGAAAUGCUAUAAAAAUAGCUGAAAGUCUUCAACAGGAUUUCAAAAAAUUAAAAUUAUCUUCGAGUAUAGUUGGGCAAACACGUACAAUAGAAGAAACAUUUCUAGAAUCCAUGCCUAAUGACUAUAAUUGGAAUGACAUCAGAAAACUUUUCAAACAGGCCCGUCAAGAGGAUAAUCCAUUGGUGAUUAUGAGAGCCCUCACUCGUUCUCAACAAUUCACUGAGUGUCUAAAUAAGCAUUCAGCUGCAAAUUCAUAUCAUUUACUAAAACUUUACUGCACCGUCGUGAACUGUCCUAUUCUGGCUCGAACACAAGAAUACACAGAAGCAAUUACCACUAUUCUGUUUCAUCCAAAGUUAGAUGAAUUCCUAGUUCGAAAGAAAACAGUAUAUCGUGGUAUAAUUCUUAAAGAUAAGAAAUACGCAGCCAAUUACAAGGAAGGUGCGACAAUAAUAACAACAACAUUUCUAUUUACAUCUACAGAGCAAAAUGUAUCUUAUUCUUUUUGUGAAGGUUUCAGAGAUAUGAUAUCAAUAUUUUGCACAUAUAAUAUUAGUAAUACUUGCCGUCAUACAGCGCUUGAUUUUGGAAAAAUAUCCGAUUUUACAGACGAUAGAGAAGUGUUAAUCUUACGUUAUGUACCAUUCAUAAUAAGAUCAGUUCAACAAACGGAAGAUGGUCGAAAAAUGCAAGUAUAUUUUGAUGAAUCUCCAGAACACUGA